AUGGAGCGAUUGCAUUGUCGUUGCUCCUUCGACAAAUGUCACCAAAUCAAUUACAUUCCUUCUCUCCGGCGUAAUUUUUAUUAUUAUAUAUAUUUGUUUUGCGUUUUGAUUUUUAAAUCCACUUCAAAAAUUAAGUGAGCUUGUCGCGUAAAUAUAAAUAUUCAAAGUAACGCAGUGCAACCGGUUUUUAAGCACAUACUAGUCGGUUGGCAAAAUUUAAGAAUUUAAAAAUUUGUUUCAAAAGUGGCCUCAGUGUGGCGGUCAAGGUCGUGCGCAACAUUAAUUCACCCUGCAUUCGAUAUUUGCAAGUAGUACCAGAGCGGAUCGGCAACAGCCACGAAUUGGGAGAAUGUCACUGCAGUGCGCUGCAGAUUGAAAGGCGCAUGGCAGAUUUUCAUAAGUGUCGCCAUAAUCUUCAUACUCUACACUCUAAGUGCCUUCGUUGAGGGCUUUCGUCCAAAGAUGUGUAAACUCGCAGCUCUCUACUUGGGGCAUUGCGAGUGAGCACGUGAGGGUGGGGGUGCAGGUUUGAUUUCCUGAUGUUUUACAACGACGCAAAUUCUAACGGUGGAAUGAAAGUGUACACUUCAAAUGUCUGGUGCUAAAAGCAAAUAUUAUGACGAUAUCAUAUGGCGGCUUCUCUGGCUGGCCAUCUGCCAGCUUCGUGGAACUGCAGUCCAAAGAUAGUCCGCUCGAGACUGGGCCUAUGUCGAGUUCGGAUGUUGGUUGGGUGGGUUCUAUAAUUUGCGUGGGAGGUGUCCUAGGUACGAUAUUUUGUUCGUGGUUUGCUGAUCGUUAUGGGCGUAAAAAGUGCAUGCUGUUGGUGGCGUUACCCUCAUUGAUCGGUUGGUGGAUUAUACCCUUUGCUACUACGCCGACUCAUCUUUGCAUUGCACGUGUCUUCGGUGGUUUUGCUGGAGGUGGCAUAUUUACUGUUCUACCAAUCUAUACUGCCGAAUUGGCGCAAGAUCAUGUUCGCGGUAUUUUGGGGACAGUUCUUAUGUUAACAUUUAAUUUCGGCAUACUCUGUGCAUUCGUUCUGGGCAACUUCUUUACCUAUGAUAAGGUGGCUUGGAUCCUUUCAUCGCUGAGCAUUCUGUUUCUGCUAUGCUUUCCAUUUUUGAAAGAAACUCCUCAACACCUUUUAAAUAAAAAUAAAAUCAAGAAAGCUGAGAAAUCACUGAAAUACUUUCGUAAUAUACGAGCACUGUCACACGAGUGGCCUGAAGACUUCAAAUUUGAAUUGGAUAAACUGAAGGCGGAUGUUAAACAGAAAGACGACAAUGACGAAAGUAAUGCGAUAACCUGGAAGGAUAUAAACAAUCUAACAACACGUAAAGCAUUCCUGAUUGGUAUUGGCAUUAUGACAUUGAUGUCGUUUUCUGGUUGUUUUGCUAUGCUCAACUAUUCGGCGAACAUUUUUAAAGAGUCUGGCUCUAGUCUUUCGCCCACAUUGUCUGCAAUAAUUGUAGGCGUACUUCAAUGGGUCGGAUCCUACAUGUCAACGCUUUUGGUGGAACGCGCUGGUAGGAAGUCUUUACUGCUAAUUUCAACCACUGGUGUUGCCUUGGGCCACAUUAUAUUCGGUGUGUACUCUUAUCUCGAUGUGCUCGGCUACGACGUUCGUGGAUUCUCUUGGUUGUCAAUCUUCAGCUUCUCAUUUACAAUAUUCAUAGCGAGCUUGGGCUUGCUGGGGCUGCCCUACCUGAUUAUAGCGGAAAUAAUGCCACCGAAACUGCGCAGCAUGGGCUCCAUGAUCGGCAUGAUUCAGUUGUGGAUCACCACUUUAAUUAUACUAAAGUGUUUACCGUUAAUGAUCGAAGUGUUGGGUAUGCACGGGAUGGUCUUUGUCUUCGCCGGUGUAUGCAUAGCUGGCAUCAUAUGCAUCUAUCUGUUUAUACCCGAGACCAAAGGAAAAACCAUCGAGGAAAUCCUGGAGAGUUUAUAGUAUUAAGUUAGUACUAUUGUUUAUUUGUAAUAAAUUGAUGUUCCUAAGUAUUUAGUUUAAAUUUGAGCAAAGCUAUAUUUGGGCUUGUUUUGUCAAGUAUUUAGACCAUAUUAACUAAGGCAUUGUAGAGAUGUCACUCAAAUGGGCAAAUGUAGCUUUUAAGAUUAUUUGUUUUUGUUAUACAAUGCAAGGUGUACUCCAAAGUAAACAGGACUUAAAAAAAACAGAACAAAUGUUUUUUUCGGCAAAAUCAAUUUAUUUUAUUCAAAAUAGUCUCCUUCUGCUUCAAAACAGCUUUUUGCACGUCGAACGGGUGUUUUAGCUCGUUGGCCGGUAUGGCCGCCAGUAUGCCGGUGCAAGCCGGCCUCUACGUCUGCAUAACGCCUUCCUUUCCAAGGCAAAUAUAUUUUUCCGAAGAGGAAGAAAUUGCACGGUGCCAUAUCAGGUGAAUACAAAUCAGCAUUGUCUUCACUUUUGACUUCUCCAUGCGCGAUUCGUCAUUUAUGUCUCACGACCACUUUGAAAACGUUGAAUCCACUCGUUGACUCUGCUACGGGAUAGGCAAUCAUCGCCAUAAACUGUUUUCAUCAAUUGAAACGUUUCGGUAAAAGUUUUACCAAUUUGAAAACAAAAUUUAAUGUUGGAUCUUUGUUCGAAACUCAUUUUCGCUCCGAUAACGCAAACAUACUGACACUUAAAACGCAAUAACUUCACUUCCAAUCAAUGAAAUGUCAUGAAAUCCUCACUGGAGAAUCGAUAAAGAUAGCAGAUUCAAACGCACCAGUCGACAUAUAGAUUACGCCACCAGGGGCGCUAGACUCAAAAAGUCCUGUUUACUUUGGAAAGCACCUUGUAUAUUGCAAUAUACGAUAAUAGACUGGGGUUUGACUAAGCCUUUGUUGAUAUAAACU
Molecule: messenger RNA, 2859 nt
Organism: Bactrocera neohumeralis
Lineage: Eukaryota; Metazoa; Arthropoda; Insecta; Diptera; Tephritidae
Product: facilitated trehalose transporter Tret1
Exons: 9
Coding region: 617-1948 (443 amino acids)
Biological process (GO): transmembrane transport; carbohydrate transport
Cellular component (GO): membrane
Molecular function (GO): sugar transmembrane transporter activity
Source: RefSeq, a predicted model, not a curated record